Molecule: messenger RNA, 2576 nt
Organism: Cuscuta epithymum
Lineage: Eukaryota; Viridiplantae; Streptophyta; Magnoliopsida; Solanales; Convolvulaceae
Source: the annotation of a GenBank genome assembly
CCGGUUGAGAAAGAAAUUCGUAAACAAGAUUUAUUGCUUACUAACUUGUGUAUUUGAGAAGACGAGUUCGUGGGAUUCGAAUUUCGAACCGUCAAAAUGAUCUUCUGUUACCCAUAAAUGAUUAUUGAUUAAAGAAGUGAAUCUCCGUGCAAAAUUAAAAGGUGCCGCCCAAUUCUCAUGUUUUCGCCCAAUACAGAAAAGGGCAACGAGACUUUGAGAGCUUCAACACAAAAGCAAGUUAAUUACUUCUCCCUUUCCUACGCACUUCAGCGGGAAAUUUUUUACUUAUAAAGUGCCAGCCAAAUAUGAAAUCAGGCGAAGCUCGAAAUUCUCCUAUCAGGCUAUCAACACUACAACUCAGAGGGAGAAAAGAAGUCGUAGAAAAUGGAAGACAAGUCGCAUGAUGUUGAAGAGAACGAAACAAUAUCAACUGCGGAAGGCGAAGAAGGUCCGGCGAUAGGGAUCGAUCUGGGGACCACAUACUCUUGUGUCGGAGUUUGGCAGCCACAGCAUGGCCGCGUUGAGAUCAUCACCAACGACUUAGGCAACCGUACGACGCCGUCAUGGGUUGCCUUCACCGACGCUGAACGCCUUAUAGGCGAACCUGCCCAGAACCAGGCCGCCAUGAAUCCUUCCAAUACCAUCUUCGAUGUGAAAAGGCUAAUAGGAAGAAAAUUUGGUGAUGAAAUAGUACAAAAUGACAUGAAACACUGGCCAUUUAAAGUCGUAGCUGGCCCUGACAGUGGUUGUGGAGAGCAUCCUAUCAUCGCAGUGACAUAUAAGGGUGAAGAGAAGCAAUUUGCAGCUGAGGAGAUAUCUUCAAUGAUCCUCCAAAAGAUGAAGAGCAUUGCAGAGGCUUACCUUGGCAAACAAGUCAAAAAAGCUGUUAUUACUGUUCCAGCCUAUUUCAAUGAUGCCCAGCGUCAAUCAACAAAAGAUGCUGGCGUCAUUGCUGGUCUUGAGGUGUUGCGCAUAAUCAAUGAGCCAACUGCUGCUGCAAUUGCAUAUGGUCUUGACAAGAAAGGAAAUGGAAGUGGUUUUUCUGAUUCAAGGAACAUACUGGUUUUUGAUCUUGGUGGAGGCACUUUUGAUGUCUCUAUUGUCACAAUGGAGAAGUCUUUGUUUGAAGUCAAAGCAGUUAGUGGGGACACCCACCUUGGUGGAGGGGAUUUCAAUAAUAGAAUGGUGAGCAACUUUGUGGCUGAGUUUGAGAGAAAACACAAAAAAGAUUUAAGUGGAGAUCCUAGGGCUCUUGGGAGGCUGAAAGCAGCAUGUGAAAGGGCCAAAAGAGUGCUUUCUUCAGCUACUGAAACUUCUAUCAACAUUGAUUGUCUCUUUGAGGGAAUUGACUUCUCUUCAAACAUCACCCGUGCACGGUUUGAUAAAUUGAAUCUGGAUCUGUUCAAGGCUUGCUUGGAGCCGGUAGAGAAGUGUUUAAAAGAUGCUAAAAUGGAGAAGACUGACAUUCAUGAUGUUGUUCUGGUUGGUGGGUCUACACGAAUCCCAAAGGUUCAGGAGUUAUUACAAGACCUCUUUGAGGUAAAGGUUCUUUGCAAAAGCAUAAACCCAGAUGAAGCUGUUGCAUAUGGUGCAGCUUUUCAGGCUGCCAAACUGACUGGAGUCUGUAUGGGUGUGAAUACGGAUAUUGUGCUUGUAGAUGUUACUCCUUUAUCUCUUGGUAUCAAGGUUUAUGGUGGCACAAUGUCUGUUGUGAUUCCAAGGAAUACCACCAUCCCUACAAAGAUGUCAAGUGCCUACCAUAAUGCUUUUGACAACCUAACCAGUUGUACAUUUAUGGUGUAUGAAGGAGAGAUGCCUGAAGCAGAAGACAACAAUUUCCUCGGUGAAUUUUCUCUUAGUGAUGUUCCUCCAGCGCCCAAAGGUGUUGCUAAGUACGAUGUCAAUUUCAACAUUGACGCCAAUGGCAUAUUGACUGUGUCUGCUGAACUAGUGGGCACUCACAAUAGAAACCAAAUCACUCUUACCAAUCGCAGUCAAAGGUUGUCAAAGGAGGAAAUUGACCGGAUGGUUAAGGAGGCUGAGGAGUACAAGGCUCAAGAUAUAAAGCGCAAGAAGGUAUCCCUGACUAAAAAUGCUCUGGAGAAUUACAUUCACCAUGCCUGGGGAACUUUGAGCUGCUUUAGGAAUAAGGUUGGGAUGGAGGAGGACAUUAUGAAUCUCAGAAAUGCAAUAGAGAAUGCUGUGCGAUGGUUAGACUGGAAUUACCAGCUUGAUGAAGCUCAUAAGUAUUUGGAAAAGAAAAAAGAACUGGAGAUCAUAUGCGAGUCUUUUAUCAUCAAGAUGCAGCGUCCGCCAGAAAGUCCCACAAUUGUAGAGCCUGAGACCAGAAUGAUACGGAGACUUUGGAAGUCUCUAACCUUUUGGCAUUUCAGUAUGCUAAUGCUUUAGUACGCUGAUGCACUUUUUGAAACUUUGUUUGGUCUGGAAUUUCAGUCUCUGAUUGCUGUCAUAUGACACCACACUUUGACUGUUUUUGGUGUGUGAGUACUAUAUUGGCUGUUGGUCUCUGCUAGUUAGGGAAAACGUUGCCCGUGAGGCUUAUGAAAACCUCUUUU